Molecule: messenger RNA, 1809 nt
Organism: Musca vetustissima
Lineage: Eukaryota; Metazoa; Arthropoda; Insecta; Diptera; Muscidae
Gene: car
Product: vacuolar protein sorting-associated protein 33A
Exons: 3
Coding region: 7-1809 (600 amino acids)
Biological process (GO): vesicle-mediated transport; intracellular protein transport
Cellular component (GO): lysosome; CORVET complex
Source: RefSeq, a predicted model, not a curated record
ACGAAGAUGUUCUCUUAUCUGCAAAGUCAGAGACGGGUCAAUUUACAACUGCUGCAGGAAUCAUCUUGUCAGCAGCUCGAGCUUUUAUUGGACAAACUCGAAGGUACAAAAGCUAUCGUACUGGACGAUGUAUUGUUGGGACCAUUGGGUUUGGUGGCACCACCCAGUCUAUUCUCUGAACGUGGCAUUAAAUUACUCAAGCUGGAAAAGGAAACACGUAUGCCCAAGGAUUAUAUGAACAUUAUUUAUCUAGUGAGACCAUUGGUCAGCAUAAUGGAUGACAUAGCCGGGCAGGUGCUUAAGAACUCUGACAAGAAUCGGGUAUUCCACAUUUUCUUUGUACCAAGACGCUCAUGUCUGUGCGAAAAACAUUUGGAGCAGAAAGGUGUCUAUGGCAGUUUUGGCAUGGUCGAAGAACUUUCAUGGAAUUUCUAUCCCAUGGAUAAUGAUGUGAUUUCCAUGGAAAAUCCUAUGGCAUUUAGAGAUGUCGCCAUAGAUGGCGAUCCGACGGCGCUGUAUCAAGCCGCUGUUGGUCUUGUGCAAUUGCAACGCAUUUAUGGACGUAUACCGAAAAUCUAUGGCAAAGGUACCAUGGCUCAAGGUGUUUGGGAGCGGGCAAAAAAACUGGGUGCCGAAGAAAAGUUACUGUCUACCGGUGAGCGGGGAACAAUAGAUCAGAUUAUUUUAUUGGAUCGACAGAUAGAUCUGCUAAGUGCAUUUGCAACACAGCUCACGUACGAAGGGUUGAUUGAUGAAUUCUAUGGCGUGCGGCAGAAUCAAUUAACGCUGCCAGCGGAUCUGUUUGCUAAAAGUAACGAACGAGAUGGCUCGCCAGCCCACAUGACAUCGGAUAAGAAAACAAUCAUAUUGAACUCUGGCGAGACAUUGUAUCCGGAAUUGCGCAAUAAAAACUUUAAUGAAAUUGGUAAAAUAUUAUCACGCAGUGCGAAAGAUAUCAGUGCCGCCAUGAAUGCCAGUGCCCAAGAAAAUUCAGUCCAAGAAAUGAAGCGGUUGGUGGAUAAAUUACCCGCCUUAUUGGCACAAAAACAAUCGGUGGCAAAUCAUACAACCAUAGCUGAGAAUAUUCGCAAACAAUUGGAUGCAUUUGAAUUUACGGAUGACUUGGCGGCCGAACAGGAGUUUAUGAUGUGUGAAGAUAUCGAUAAGCCCAGUGGUUACAUUGAGGAUUUAAUGGCAAAGAAGGCAGAUUUGAAAAAGGUUCUGCGACUGAUUUGUAUACAGUGUGCAGCGGCAUCGGGUUUUAAGGAAAAGGUCCUGACUUAUUACAAACGUGAAUUGGUGCAUGUGUAUGGCAUUGAGGUUCUGCUGAAAAUAAGCAAUUUGGAAAAGGCUGGGGUCCUUUACACACAAUCGGAGUCACGUGCCUAUGCCGUUCUGAGAAAGACAUUAAAUCUCACUGUCGAUGAAGUUAUUGAAGUCAAUCCCAAAGACAUUAGCUAUGUGCAUAGCUUUUAUGCUCCGCUUAUUGCCCGCAUUGUUGAACAAUCUCUAAAACCGCUGGGUUGGCAAUCGCUGAAAAGUCAAAUUAACAAUUUGCCCGGUCCAACAUUUGAAGAUUUCCAAGCACCUUUAAUUGGUAUAGGCGGGCGGCAUUCUUCGACUCCUAGUGAAGGUUCUUCAUUAAACAUUCCACGUGUGGUGCUGGUCUUCAUUGUUGGCGGUUGUACAUUUGCCGAAAUUGCCGCUUUACGUUUUCUCGCCCAAGACGAAGAUAACAAUGUGGAAUUCGUUAUAGCCACAACAAAAAUAAUUAAUAAAAAUUCCUUUUUAGAAAGUCUGUUACAAUGA